CUUUGAAUUGUGAGGUGCUUGGCUCACCGCUUAGUGGCGCUCACUAGCUAGCUAGACAUUUCAAAUAAGGAUAGUAGUCUGUGAAUAUUACCAAUUGCUGGCUGCUGCACUUGCCACUGGUAUCAAGUUAUAUUUACACAACUAGUUCACCUCAAUAAACUUGGCUGGCAGCGACUAUAUAGCCGCGACUUAGCAUUUAGUUCAAAUAAUAACAAGACAGCAGCUGUGUAGUGACUUACAGCGCAAACGCGAUUCAAGUCACACACAUAUUAGGUAUACAACACAUCACAAACACCCACUCAGCCACCACUAUGAUCUCAGGCGAGACAAGUUCAGCCCACCCGCUCUCAGGCAAAACUGUACUGUUUAUCAGAACGUCCGGUCUUGGUCGUUUGCAGCAUUACGAACGUCUGAAGGGGCUAGGUGCAACUCUGUGGUGUUUUGAACAAGUCAGGAAACCCGCAUUUGAUCAUGUUUUCAACGAAUGGAUUAUCGGUGAUGUGUUCAACGAAGUUGCUGCCGUAGAGACCAUAGUCGGCUUUAUCAAGGAUAACGCCAAGCGCAAGCCACGUGGCGUGCUGACGUUUGAUGAGUUCGGUGUGGCUAUAGCCGCAGCCACCUGCGAAGUGCUUAGUAUGCCUGGUCUACCCUGGGAAGUCAUGCGACAGACACGAAACAAGUUCAACUUCAGGUCCAUGUGUGUGGGUGCUGGGCUCCCCUCUGUUCCGUUCCGGGGCAUCAACCAGAUUGAAGAUGUCGCCUCCAUCACCUCGUGCUCCUGCGGCGCAGCUCUGCGGCAUAAGACCACCGCACGUCCAGUAGAGCGAGUCCACACACUGGACUGUGCGUACAUGCAAUUCCCAGUGGUAUUCAAACCGUGCGAGGGGGGUGGAUCGCAGUUUGUGCAGCUUGUGCACAGUGCAGAGGCUCUCACAGACGUUGUGGCGAAUGCCCUUCGCCAGACACGGGAGAAUCCGAGCCCACACCCGUCGUUGGAGUGGGUGAUGACAGACCCAGCACGACCAGCCAGCCUAGUCCAGUCACCAGAGGCAACGGGAGAAUGGCACACGCAGCUAAGGCAGACGGGAGAUCAGGCAAGCAUACAGACACCCACUGGCACACUGGCACACACACAAACACAAGCACAAACACAAACACGGACACAAACACGGACUCGGGAUAAAGCACUAGGGCAGGGAAACAUACAGACACAGGCACACACACAGCCAACACCGGCACCUUCACCAAAGUCGGACAAGCCUAUGUUCAUGGUGGAAGGGAUGCUGGAGGGAGUCGAAGUGGACUGCGACGUUUUGGUGAUGGAUGGACAAGUCGUCUUCCUCUCUAUAUCGACCAAUUACGCGCCACAGACACCCGAUUACUUCAUGGAAAUGGGCGGAAUCUGUCCAUCCGACCUCCCGCGGCAAGCCCAGCAGAGCAUCGUUGGGGUGGUGCGAGAACUCUUCACCAGCCUGUCUGCCAUACACGAAGCCACUACACCGCACACAGCCGAGGCCCACAUGUCGGCUGGAGCCAACGAGUGCAGCUGCGACUGUGACUGUGAGUGCAACCAGUCCUGCACACUACCCGUGAGUGUGCGUGAGGGUGCAGCCGGUACCGAAAUUACAUCGCGUACCCGAGGUCUCAGAAGCCUGAACGGGUGCUUUCAUGUGGAGUUGAUGUACACCGCCGCUGGGCCGGUGCCCAUUGAGAUCAACUGUCGGUUGGGUGGGGCAGAGACGCAUCUUAUGGUACAUACGGCAUGGGGGGUGUCUCUAUCGGAAGGGGCUGUGCUGCUGGCGUGUGGGUAUGAUGUGGGUAUGCACCUGGACGGUCUACAGGUACACAUGGCCGUUCUGGCCUGUGCUGAAAAGGACCCGCAGAGUGCGAGUGCGCGGUUGGGGGUAGGUAGACCGGCCCUGACCCCGCUCAACAUGACGACCCUGCACACCGUGUCCUCGCUGAAUCUGGUGCCGGUCCGGUCCGGAAUACUUAGGAAACAGGACAUCCCCCUUAGUGUGGUGAAGGAUGCGGCCUAUGUGGCCAGUGACCUGUACUUCACAGUUGGGGCUAAGGUGAGCGUACCACCAGACGGCUUUCAGUAUCUGGGCUGGAUGGUGGCACGGGAGAGUCCAACGCUGACCUCAGAGCAGAACCUCAAACGCUUACUGGACCUGUGCACCUUUGCAAUGGAAAUGGACGGUCCUUCCGCUCAGUCCAACGGGACAGGUACCGGGUCGUGCCUGAGCUUUGCACUGAGAGAAGGUACGCGAUGUCUGCAUCCGCUCCUGGACUAUGAAGAGAAGGAUGUACUUGAGGAUAGGGUGAGUGACAGGGCCGAAUCUGACCCGUCCCGAUAUGUGGCGCCGCAAGACACGGUCCAUGCGACCCUGAAUACGAGUAACAGGUCCCUGCCCGGGGUGCAGCAGGCGGUCCGGGACAUUUCGCGUGUCCUGUCUUUGAAAGGUGCGGACACCCUGAAGGCUCGGCUUGCGGUCUGUACUUCGCUGGCUGACAGUAGGGAGUUGUUACGCGCGCGCGGCAGUGUAUUUAGUGAUCCGGUGGCGCUGAAGCUGAAUGACUGCUACUGCAUCCGUAGGUGUUGCCAUGGCAACGUUAUGUCCGAGACGACCGACAACCGCGCAUACAACCAGCGUGUUUAA
Sphaeroforma arctica JP610 is the source of this 2663-nucleotide messenger RNA. RefSeq lists its product as hypothetical. The transcript is spliced from 4 exons. Lineage: Eukaryota; Ichthyosporea; Ichthyophonida. The record is from RefSeq and is a predicted model, not a curated record. Gene Ontology annotation, molecular function: metal ion binding; ATP binding. Bases 312 to 2663 code for a protein of 783 amino acids.